Fimicolochytrium jonesii is the source of this 1485-nucleotide messenger RNA. RefSeq names its product CTLH/CRA C-terminal to lish motif domain-containing protein. The transcript is spliced from 2 exons. Gene Ontology annotation, cellular component: cytoplasm; GID complex; nucleus. Gene Ontology annotation, biological process: proteasome-mediated ubiquitin-dependent protein catabolic process. The record is from RefSeq and is a predicted model, not a curated record. Gene Ontology annotation, molecular function: ubiquitin protein ligase activity. Lineage: Eukaryota; Fungi; Chytridiomycota; Chytridiomycetes; Spizellomycetales; Powellomycetaceae. The coding region runs from base 268 to 1419 and encodes 383 amino acids.
AUCCUUCCUCUCUUCCCAUCCUGCUUCCCAUCUCACCACAACCGGCUUCUAGAUCUACUCAAACAUACCGACGAUAAGGUUGCCUCAAGCUAUCGAGGAACGGUUUCAAUUGCCCCGAGGAUAGGCAUUCUUUUCUUGAAUUGCAAACUGGAUGCGUUCGCCCACAAAGUAGCUCCUGAAGAUCACUCCGCAUCCACAAGACCUGUGACGGCCUGGUCGCUCUCCCUCUUCCGUGCAGUACCCGAGCGGGUCUCGCCCCGUCAAGCAAUGGAGUCCCUGCAAAGCAUCGUGACCGACUUUGAGAAAGUCUACCAAAAACAGGUGGACUCAACACUCGAAAUCGACAAUGCCCUGCAGUCAUUGAUAGACUCUUUCGUCGACGUGCGCAAUUCGAUAGCGUCUAACCCGCGUGCUCUUGUGCCUUCCAUGGCCAUCCUAAAGCAAAAGGCACUGACCUCAUCGAGACAAAUAUCGUCACAGCAGGAAGAGGUCCGACGAUAUGCUACGCGGCAUGACAAAACCCUGCGCGGAGCCUACAAGACCGACCUGAACAAUAUCUGGGAUCCUGGAGCGUUUGACGAUCGCGAGGACGUGCUUGCCAAAACGAUCGCGUUGCACUUCAUCAGAGAGGGGCAGUUCAAUAUUGCCGACACGUUCAUCAACGAGGCUGGCUUGGACGUGCCUGAAGAUUUGAAGGACCGGUUUCCGGAAAUGUAUAGGAUUUUGGAGGCGAUUAAGGAGGAUAAUCUGGAGCCGGCGAUUCAGUGGGCGUCGGCUCAUAGGGAGCAUUUGGAUAAGAGGGGCUCGCGGUUGGAGUUUGCGCUGCAUCGGGCGCAGUUUGUGCAGCUGUUGACUUCGAUGCGGAUUAAGGAGGCGUUGCAGUAUUCGAAGGCGAACUUUGGGCAUUUCGCUGGGACUCACAUGAAAGAGAUACAACGCCUGAUGGGCUCCUUCAUUUACACAAAGAACCUCAGCAACUCCCCGUACGCAGAUCUUCUCGAUCCCAACCAGCGCGCCGACAUCCAACACAGCUUCACCCGCGAUUUCUGCCAAUACCUGGGUCUCUCCUCCGACUCCCCACUCUACAUCUCCGUCCUUGUCGGCACACUCGCUCUCCCAACUAUCAUUAAAAUGUCCUCAAUCAUGAAAGACAAAUCCGGUCUCGAAUGGUCGCAAGCCGGCGAGCUCCCCGUCGAGAUUCCGCUGUCGAACAACCAAUGCUUCCAUUCCGUCUUUGCCUGUCCGGUCAGUAAGGAGCAGAGCACGGAGGAGAACCCGCCCAUGUUGAUGUUUUGUGGGCAUGUGAUUUGCAAGUUUUGUUUGGAUCGGUUGAGCAAGGGGAAUCAGAACACUAGGUUCAAGUGUCCUUAUUGCCCGACGGAGAGUACGGCGGGGCAGUCUCAUCGGAUCCAUCUGUAGUCAGUUGCACAGUGUCGAUUGCCGCUGCUUUUUUGUAUACAUUUUGUACAGGAAUCCAAUGUGUGG